Messenger RNA from Carassius auratus (goldfish), 636 nucleotides. Its product is annotated as histone H2B. The record is from RefSeq and is a predicted model, not a curated record. NCBI's taxonomy places the organism in Eukaryota, Metazoa, Chordata, Actinopteri, Cypriniformes, Cyprinidae. Gene Ontology annotation, cellular component: nucleosome. The transcript has a single exon. Gene Ontology annotation, molecular function: DNA binding; structural constituent of chromatin; protein heterodimerization activity. The coding region runs from base 47 to 421 and encodes 124 amino acids.
CUCUCUCUCAUCAUUGCCUCGUGAGGUUUUGAUCUCCAGCAGCAUCAUGCCUGAACCAGCAAAGUCCGCGCCGAAGAAAGGCUCCAAGAAGGCCGUCACUAAGACCGCCGCGAAAGGAGGAAAGAAGCGCAGAAAGUCCAGGAAGGAGAGUUACGCCAUCUACGUGUACAAAGUGCUGAAGCAGGUUCAUCCUGACACCGGGAUCUCUUCGAAGGCGAUGGGCAUCAUGAACUCUUUCGUCAACGACAUCUUCGAGCGCAUCGCCGGUGAGUCGUCUCGUCUCGCUCACUACAACAAGCGCUCCACCAUCACUUCCCGAGAGAUCCAGACCGCCGUGCGUCUGCUGCUGCCCGGGGAACUGGCCAAACACGCCGUGUCCGAGGGCACCAAGGCCGUCACCAAGUACACCAGCUCCAAGUAAAGCUCCGCUGCAGCUCAACACACAAAGGCUCUUUUAAGAGCCACACAACUCUUCUUAAAAGAAUUUCUGACCGUUGUGUGGAAGGCUCACAGCGGGAAUGGUUUCGGGGAUGUUCGCUGUCUUUACAAAACCUAAAAGCCUCAUGUUUUGUUUUAAGUAUUUUAAGUGUAACUAGGGUUAAACGUUAAGUUAUUUCUAAAGUUAUGUUAAGUCAA